Grammomys surdaster is the source of this 3390-nucleotide messenger RNA. RefSeq names its product spermatogenesis associated 5 like 1 (gene Afg2b). The transcript is spliced from 8 exons. The record is from RefSeq and is a predicted model, not a curated record. Lineage: Eukaryota; Metazoa; Chordata; Mammalia; Rodentia; Muridae. Gene Ontology annotation, molecular function: ATP hydrolysis activity; ATP binding. The coding region runs from base 56 to 2299 and encodes 747 amino acids.
AUCCGGCAGCGGGGUGAACUGCUGCCGGGCUUUCCCUGGCGUGCGUUUCCUAGUCAUGGCUCCGGACUCGGGGCCCUGCCCCGACGGGCAGCUUUUGAAGCUGCUGCCGGUGGAUCCCCGGGACCGGGGCACGCAGCGCUGCCGCUUGGGGCCGGCCGCCUUCCGCACCCUGGGCGCGCGCCUGGGCUCGCCGCUGAGGAUCUCCUUGCCAGCCGGCGGCUGCUGCCUCUGUACGGCCUGGCCGCGGCGCGACGGGGCGGACGGCUUUGUGCAGCUGGACCCGCAGUGCGCGAGCCCCGGAGCCGCGGCGGCCGCGGGGAGGAUCGGUAUGGACUGCUUGCAACCGGUGCCCUGUCCGCCCCUGCGGCGCCUAGAGGUGUGGCCGGUGCUGCGGCCGCAGGCGGGAGCUCCGAGUUCCGCCGCGGUGCUGGAGGUAGCGCAGGAGCUGCUGCGCAACCGGCCGGUGUCGCGGGGACACGUGGUGGCCACCCCGCCGGGCGUCCCCGGCCCUGUAGCUGCGCUGCACGUGGUGGGCGGGACACCGGACCCAGAGCCCGCCGGGUGGGUCACUCCGCAUACCGGCAUCACGCUCAGCGACAAGCCUCCGCCACAGGUCGAGCCUCCGGGGGAGGUGACCCUUGGGGGCCUGUCGGAGACGGCCGACUCUCUGAGAGAGCUGCUCCGCCUGCCGCUGCGCUAUCCGCUCGCCUUAGCUGCGUUAGGGCUGGCGGUGCCCCGCGGGGUGCUCCUGGCGGGACCCCCGGGAGUGGGCAAGACUCAGUUAGUGCGGGCCGUGGCCCGCGAGACCGGCGCCGAGCUGCUGGCGGUGAGCGCCCCGGCGCUGCAGGGCUCCCGGCCCGGGGAGACCGAGGAGAACGUGCGGCGCGUCUUCCAGCGCGCCCAGGAGCUGGCCAGCCGCGGGCCCAGCCUCCUCUUCCUGGACGAAGUGGACGCCCUGUGUCCCCGGAGAGGCGGCUCCCAGCGAGCUCCCGAGAGCCGCGUGGUGGCCCAGGUGUUGACGCUGCUGGACGGCAUCCACGGGGACAGAGAGGUUGUGGUCGUGGGAGCCACCAACCGGCCAGACGAGUUAGACCCAGCGCUUCGCAGGCCGGGGAGGUUUGACAGAGAGGUUGUCAUUGGGAUGCCCACACUAAAACAAAGAGAGGCAAUUCUGCAAGUGAUUACUUCAAAGAUGCCCGUCUCCAGUCAUGUAGAUUUAGGUCUCCUGGCAGAAAUGACGGUUGGCUAUGUCGGUGCUGACCUGACAGCACUCUGUAGGGAGGCUGCCAUGUGUGCCCUUCUCAAGAAUGAGAAGGACCAAGACAGUCCUAAAAUUGAGGAAACAGAUUUUCUUGAAGCUUUUAAAAAGAUUCAGCCCUCAUCAUUUCGAAGUUCCAUUGGCCUGAUGGACAUCAAGCCUGUUGGCUGGGAGCAGAUAGGUGGACUUGAAGACGUAAAAUUGAAGUUACAGCAGUGUGUUGAGUGGCCUCUAAAGUUUCCUCAGGAGUUUGCCAGGAUGGGUCUGACACAGCCAAAGGGCCUUCUCCUGUAUGGUCCCCCUGGAUGUGCUAAAACUACUCUGGUGAGGGCCCUGGCCACAGGCUGCCACUGCUCCUUCGUGUCGGUGUGUGGGGCUGAUCUCUUCUCUCCUUUUGUUGGAGACUCAGAAAAAGUCUUGUCUCAGGUAUUUCGACAAGCAAGAGCCAAUACUCCAGCGCUUGUGUUUUUGGAUGAAAUUGACUCAGUCUUGGGGUCUCGCUCAGUCGGCACCUUGGGAUGUGAUGCCCAGGAGCGAGUUCUUUCAGUUCUGCUGAACGAGCUCGAUGGUGUGGGAGUUAGGACGGUAGAGAGAAGAGGGAGCAAAGCCAGCCGACAGGAGUGUCAAGAAAUUCUUAAUCAGAGUGUCAUGAUUGUUGUGGCAACAAAUAGGCCUGAUGUGUUAGACGAUGCCUUGUUACGGCCUGGAAGAUUAGAUAAGAUCAUCUACGUCCCCCCUCCUGAUCGAGAGGGCAGGCUUUCUAUUUUAAAAGUCUGUACAAACAACAUGCCAAUAGGACCUGAUGUUUCACUAGAAAACCUAGCAGCAGAAACCUGUUUUUUCUCUGGAGCUGAUCUUAGAAACCUCUGCAAAGAAGCUGCCUUGUUUGCUCUGCAAGAAAGCGGACUGGAAGCAACCACAGUGAAACAGGAGCACUUCACAGAAGCACUCAAGACUGUGAAGCCGUCCUUAACUCCGGAAGAGUUGACUUUCUACGAAAACUUAUUUAAGAAAGGACUUUCUAACUUGGAAGAUCAUUAAAUUUUUAUUUUAUUCAGUUUUUUCAUAUGAAAUGGCUUGCAACUUCACACUUUCAUGAGGGGGGAAGGGAUAGGGAACAGGAAGAGAGAGAGAGAGAGAGAGAGAGAGAGAGAGAGAGAGAGAGAGAGAGAGAGAGAGAGAGAGAGAGAGAGAGAACUUGAUUGAUAAGGACCGUCUUACUUCUAGAAGAUAUAUUAAAAACCAUAAUGAAAAUCAUAUGUGUGAUUUUGUUAGGAUAAUUAUUUUUGUUUGGUCAUCUAUGACUUUGAAGUAUUUCAUGCUUACAGGAGAGUUGAGGGAACAGAACAGAGCUCUUUGGCAUGCUCUGACCCGGGUUCUCCACUCUAGCAUUUUCUCACAUUUGUCUUUGCUUCUCCUCCACACACACACCGUUUUCUUAACAGCUUGGGACUGCACUAGAGCCUUGAGUCACUUAGUCUUGGGGAUGACACUGAGAAGUGUGCCAUUAGGUGGUUUUGUUGUGAAUGUCAUGGAGUAGUGUGGUUAUUCCAGCAAGAUAGUGACACCACCAGGUGAGAUGAUUUGGGGAGUUCGCUCUCAUACAUGCCUGUCCCCCAAACAUACAGUUCAUGGCCAUCCAUGCAUAAUGCUCCAUUAUAGCUAGUGCUGAGCACGUGUGCCACACAAAUAAAACUGCCUUAUGUGAUAAUUAACUCACAAACUCCGGAAAGCUUAACAUCAACAGCUGUAUUUUAAUGUAGUCGGUGUAUUCUCUCUGUCCCAGUGAUGGUCUUUCCUGUCAGAUGAUUUAGUCUGGGAUUACACACUGAGUUUAGUUGUCAUGAGUCUUCCAUGUCUUAACUUGGAUACAAUUCUCAGUCUCUCUUGGCCUCAACAUCUUUGAGAAAUGUAGAUCAAGGUUUUAUUGUUUGUCUGUUUGUUUAUUUUUGUUGAACAGUCAGCCCUGGUUUGUAGUGUUGUAGUGUUUGUUCUGAUCACUCAGUGUUGUUUAGUUUCUCUAUUAUACACGUAACUUUCUCCCUUUUAUAUGUAAUUUGAGGUCAUAGAUUUGUCUUUGUGUUUUUAUUUUUAUAGAAGCAACUAAAAAUUAAAAACCCUUUGCUAUUUAA